This is a messenger RNA of Cryptotermes secundus, 591 nucleotides long. It is a transcript of the gene ND-B8, whose product is annotated as NADH dehydrogenase [ubiquinone] 1 alpha subcomplex subunit 2. NCBI's taxonomy places the organism in Eukaryota, Metazoa, Arthropoda, Insecta, Blattodea, Kalotermitidae. The transcript has 3 exons. The record is from RefSeq and is a predicted model, not a curated record. Bases 103 to 390 code for a protein of 95 amino acids.
CCACUCGAGACACGUUGUGUAGAAGAAAUCGGAUAACAUACGGAAUAAAAAUUUACCACGUGAACCAUAACCAACGGCAAGUCGUCUGAUGGUAAUAAAAAUAUGGCGACGAGGACGGCACUGAAGUUUGCAAAGGACCUUAAAGAAUUAAGGUUGCAUUUAUGCCAGACCUCUGCUGCCAGUAAGGGAGUAAGGGACUUCAUUGAGUCACAGUACGUUAGCUUGAAAACUUCCAACCCCAAGUUUCCCAUCUUGAUAAGAGAAUGCAGUGGGAUUCAGCCUCGACUUUAUGCCAGAUAUGAGUUUGGAAAGGAAAGCAGCGUUUCUCUGGCAAACUUAAAAGCUGAAGAGGUUUUGAAGCAAGUGGAAAGACUCUCAAAAUCUUAUUAGAACUAAUUUUGUUUUAGAAACAGUUGAUGUAUAUUGUAUUUUGUUUGUAGAUAUGUAUUUAAUUUAUAUGUAAAUGUCAAACAUUUGAGACCAUGGAUAUGAGAAUGUGAAUAUUUUCUGUCAUCGUUAGUACUGGAUUGUUUAUCUUUAAUCAUGUUUUUAUUUGGUAAAAUCUUGCACAAUAUAAACAGCCAGAACAUA